AAAGUUCCUUACCCUAACACUGACAGUCCAUUCGACCACACUACUGAACUGCCCUACUACGGCUGCAGUUCAUAUGAGUGGCGAUGCUACUACAACGGCCAAUGUAUUCAAGACUAUCAACGAUGCAACGGGUAUUCUGACUGCUACUAUGGCGAAGACGAAUACAACUGUUAUGACUACACCACUGAACCAUCCUACUACGGCUGCAGUUCAUAUGAGUGGCGAUGCUACUACAACGGCCAAUGUAUUCAAGACUACCAAAGAUGCAACGGGUAUUCUGACUGCUACUAUGGCGAAGACGAAUACAACUGUUAUGACUACACCACUGAACCAUCCCACUACGGAUGUAGUUCAUAUGAGUGGCGAUGCUACUACAACGGCCAAUGUAUUCAAGACUAUCAACGAUGCAACGGAUACUCUGACUGCUACUAUGGCGAAGACGAAUACAACUGUUAUGACUACACCACUGAACCAUCCUACUACGGCUGCAGAUCAUAUGAGUGGCGAUGCUACUACAACGGUCAAUGUAUUCAAGACUACCAACGAUGCAACGGGUAUUCUGACUGCUACUAUGGCGAAGACGAAUACAACUGUUAUGACUACACCACUGAACCAUCCUACUACGGCUGCAGAUCAUAUGAGUGGCGAUGCUACUACAACGGCCAAUGUAUUCAAGACUACCAAAGGUGCAACGGGUAUUCUGACUGCUACUAUGGCGAAGAUGAAUACAACUGUUAUGACUACACCACUGAACCAUCCUACUACGGCUGCAGAUCAUAUGAGUGGCGAUGCUACUACAACGGCCAAUGUAUUCAAGACUACCAACGAUGCAACGGGUAUUCUGACUGCUACUAUGGCGAAGACGAAUACAACUGUUAUGACUACACCACUGAACCAUCCUACUACGGCUGCAGAUCAUAUGAGUGGCGAUGCUACUACAACGGCCAAUGUAUUCAAGACUACCAACGAUGCAACGGGUAUUCUGACUGCUACUACGGCGAAGAUGAAUACAACUGUUAUGACUACACCACCGAACCAUCCUACUACGGCUGCAGAUCAUAUGAGUGGCGAUGCUACUACAACGGCCAAUGUAUUCAAGACUACCAAAGAUGCAACGGGUAUUCUGACUGCUACUACGGCGAAGAUGAAUACAACUGUUCUGGUAAAUAUUGUUUACAAAAAAAACUGCAGAUCAUAUGAGUGGCGAUGCUACUACAACGGCCAAUGUAUUCAAGACUACCAAAGAUGCAACGGGUAUUCUGACUGCUACUAUGGCGAAGACGAAUACAACUGUUAUGACUACACCACCGAACCAUCCUACUACGGCUGCAGAUCAUAUGAGUGGCGAUGCUACUACAACGGUCAAUGUAUUCAAGACUACCAAAGAUGUAACGGAUACUCUGACUGCUACUAUGGCGAAGAUGAAUACAACUGUUAUGGAAACACCGUUGCUCCCACUGUAGACGUCAAUCCACCCUCCUCCGUGGUACGAUUAGUGAAUGGCAUCACCAUCUAUGAAGGCAGAGUGGAGAUGUUUGUCGAAGGUUCCUGGGUGACGUUUUGCGGAUACACUUUUAAUUGGAAUGCGGCUAAUGUUGUCUGCAGACAGCUUGGCUAUCAAAAUGUCAUUAGUGUCUCUGAUUACGGUGCAUAUGGACAGGGUGUUGGUAAUAAUGUAAAUGUGAACUGCCAUGGCCUGGAGAGCUCGAUUCUCGACUGCAGGUUUGACCCCGUAUACAACUGCCGCCAUAUUUUAGAUGCUGGUGUCAACUGUUCAGGCCCCGAUACAAUUCGUCUCGUUAAUGGAGGCUCUUCUAACGAGGGUCGAGUGGAGGUUCUUUACCAAGACGAGUGGGGUACAGUCUGCGAUGAUGGAUGGGAUCUUAAUGAUGCUAAUGUCGUCUGUCGCAUGCUUUAUGGUUACCCUUCUGCAUCCAAUGCUUGGAGCAGUGCUCACUUCGGCCAAGGAUCAGGUCGGAUCAUGCUGGACGAUGUGAACUGCCAAGGGAAUGAAUCUAGCCUAGCUGAAUGCCAACAUCGUGGCUGGCUGAGUCAUGACUGUGGGCAUGGGGAGGACGCUGGAGUUACUUGUGAGAGAGGGAUACGAUUGGUGAAUGGCAACACCAUCUAUGAAGGCAGAGUGGAGGUGAUUGUUGACGGUGUCUGGGGCACGGUGUGCGACGUCGACUGGAACUGGGAUGACGCCGAUGUCGCCUGCAGACAGCUCGGCUAUGGACCGGUCUGGGAUUUCCCGUCUGACAGUAGAUACGGUCAAGGUGUUGGUCCUAUCCACUUUAGUAGGGUCGACUGUGUAGGUUGGGAAAGCUCGAUUUUCAAAUGCCCAACCUCUGACCCUGAAGGUUGCUUCCACCUCAUGGAUGCUAAUUUGAUAUGCCAAGCUCCUCCAUAUCCUACUACUGACAGCCCGUUCGACCACGCCACCGAACCAUCCUACUACCACGAUUGCAGACCAUAUCAGUGGCAAUGCUACAUUGGCCAAUGUAUUCAAAGCUACGAAAGAUGUGACGGAUUCUCAAACUGCUUCUUCGGCGAAGAUGAAUACGACUGUAAAGUCUGCAGUGCAUCUUUGUGGCUUUGCUACAACAGCAGCCAGUGUAUUCAAGAUUACGAAAGGUGUGACGGCUUCGAAGACUGUUACUAUGGCGAAGAUGAAUUCAACUGUAACGAGGUUUUCCAGUGUGAUAAUGGUGACGAAAUUCCGAUGAGGUAUACCUGCGAUCGCAUCGUUGACUGCCUUUAUGCGGAAGAUGAGUGGCGAAACUGUGAAGAUAAUGACGUCAAGAGAGACAACAUCGACUUGUUUCCGCGACGGGAGCAGCUUUUGUCGAAGGAUCAGGAGCAAAACACUGAUGACCAAGACCAGUAGACAUAUCAAGGAAACAGCCGUCGUCUCGGACUUGAACCACAAAUGGCAACGACCAUGGUACACCAAAUGUUUAUCUUCAUUUGACUUUUCUUGGAAUUAGUUUUGAUUUUCGAUUUCAUUUUGUUCCUAUUUUCAAUUUCGUUUUUUUUUCUUUAAGACUUUUGUUCCAAGUUUGAGUUAACCACGAAUAUUUAGUCCUACUUUUCGAUUUAUUUGAAUCGUGUGGUUUUCAAUAUCAUCAUUUUAUGGGCGAUUCCCCGGAGACCUGGACACGGUUGGAAAUUGGGUAUUAAAUCAGUAGAACUACAAGCAUCACAAUCUCGACUGUGGUAUCAAAUCAAAUGAGACAAAAAUACUUUUCAUUUGAAAGAAAUAUGAGCAAGUUAUGAGUAAAAAGAAAACCACAUAGUUUUUGGCUGUAAGCAAAGGUAUGGAUUUUGGUAUCAUGUUGGCACCUUGUUUUAAUAUGCAGCACGCGAGUGUUAUUGUGCAUUCUUGUUUUUAGGCAGAGCAAAAGGUUAACAUUCUAUGCCAAAAGAGCAUAUUUGUUUGAUAACUGUUGCUUGCAUGAUUUUAUCAAAGAUGGGCGAACUGUUACGUGUUCAGCCAUAACAUAAAGAGCCGUAACGUAACAAGCCGUAACGUAACAAGCCGUAACGUAACUAACCAAGACUGUACAUGUUAUAUAUCAAAGCAUUUGCCAGUAACGAAGCAAUCACAAAAAUACUAUAAUUUGUUUCAGCUGUGUCCUUCCCGUUUAAGGAAACUAUAUGUUUUCAAAGACACAUGCGUUUUCGAUCCAUGUCCUUAUUUUGCAACAUAAGUGUGCGAGAUUACACGUCCUAUCAUAACUCACAAAACUUGCUUAUGGCUACGUUAUGCUUAUGCUGAUGUCCUGCUGAGAUGUAUUCAUGGUGCACGUUGAUAAAAGGAGUCCAAAACGCGGUACUACACUGCUAAACUGUAACAAAACUAACCAUAGAAUUGCUUUUGUUUCAAUUUUCAUUUUCGUUUUUGUUCCAUUCAGCUUUUGUUCCAAAUUUGAGUUAACCAAGAAUAUUUACUAGUUUGAAUUCUGAAGAAAUGACUUCCAAACUUUUACUUGGGGAAGAUCGUGCAAUAUAGGACACUCUUAACCAAAGCCCUUUCUGAGGAAAAGAGUUUACGCCGGACGGAACCCUUUUCCAUAGAACAACCGGGCUGUCAAAACGAGAAUCUAAUCAAUCUAAAUACAAAUGUGUAAAUAUCGCAUUCAUUUCAUGAUUUCCCCAGUGAUAAUGUCGGGGUGAAUGGGAACGGUCGCUGUAAAGUCGUUGUCUACAGCAAAGUUGGAUAUUAUGCCAUAAAGAAGGUGCAUAAAGAAGGUGCAUAAACUUACCUAAAGCACGUGCUUUCUUUUUACCAGUCACCUUAGUGCACGUUAGUGGUGCUCGAAUCUUCUGUGCCCAAAGUUCACUCCAAAUCGGCAAAUAUACAAACAUCUGUGGAAACCAAUCAGAAACGCUCGAAUUGAAUACAGUAACCCCGUGUUUUCGAAAUUGAUAUCAAGUCGUGAAGAUAAUUCCAUCCAAAAAAAGAUUCUUGUUUCGGUUCUAGAAUAUAAUUUUGAAGAUAUGACCUUGCUUCAACUUAAAAAGAACCGUUUAAAAUAAAUUCUUCUUAUACUAGAAGAAUUCUGUGGAAAGAAUGGGCAGAUGUUAUUGAAACGUGGAAUACAUUAUAGCAUACAUCGAUGAUUGAUACAUUCGUAAGAGUCAAGCAUUUAUAACUCACAACCCAAUAUUUGAAUUGGCCAUCUCCCAUGUGCGUAAGGCGUAAGUUCCAAUUUUAACGACACCUUGCAUUUCGAUUUUUGUUCAAAACUAUAUUGGUGCCAAAAAUACCUAACUGCACAAAUGGAGCUUAUUCCACGGUCUUUUAGAAGCAAAAGAAACAAUGUGAGGGACCCCAUCAUUCCAGCUCAAAAUCGCGUUGGACAUUAAUUUUAUUACAACAAAUUGACGAUCUUGAGCCGAGCAGCAAUGUGGAUAAGCUAUCAAUAAAUCUGGAAAAAAAACCCAUGAAACUCAUUCAGUAACACAAGAAGCGGUUUGCGACGUAUUUUCUCAUUAUUUUAGGCAAGUUGAUAUUCUUAAUUUGUUUCUUUUUUGUUUCGUUUUUGCGCAUUGUAACAGCUUCUCUUUUUUUUUUCUUUGGUAGAAUUAAAACAAUUAGAUUAAAGUGCAA
Molecule: messenger RNA, 5113 nt
Organism: Patiria miniata (bat star)
Lineage: Eukaryota; Metazoa; Echinodermata; Asteroidea; Valvatida; Asterinidae
Exons: 18
Coding region: 74-2887 (937 amino acids)
Cellular component (GO): membrane
Molecular function (GO): protein binding
Source: RefSeq, a predicted model, not a curated record